This is a messenger RNA of Gossypium raimondii (Peruvian cotton), 3618 nucleotides long. RefSeq names its product villin-2. The coding region runs from base 348 to 3188 and encodes 946 amino acids. The transcript is spliced from 23 exons. NCBI's taxonomy places the organism in Eukaryota, Viridiplantae, Streptophyta, Magnoliopsida, Malvales, Malvaceae. Gene Ontology annotation, biological process: cytoskeleton organization; actin filament severing. Gene Ontology annotation, molecular function: actin filament binding. The record is from RefSeq and is a predicted model, not a curated record.
UCCACCUCUCAAUUUGCAAAUCUCAAAAGAAAAGAAAAGAAAAGAAAAACUCAAAAAAUAUAGAGAUAAAGUUAGAGAGAGACACUUCACCCUAUACAUACAUACAUACAUACCACUGCAAUAAUUCACUUUUUCUUUCCCAGUAUUUUCUUCCCUUUUCGUUCCUACCUUUAAUUUGCCAGCUUUGCUUAGCUCUUUCUCGUCCCUUCUUCAACCUCAAAGAUCUCUCUCUCUCUCUCAAACUCAAGAUAUUUUUCUGCAACUUACAGACUGCUGAAGGUUGGAUUCUGAAGUUGAGCUUUACAUUUUUCGCUUGAGAAACCAGUUGUAAGGAAGAAUUCCAAGAAAUGUCUAGCUCUUCAAAAGUUUUGGAUUCUGCAUUUCAGGGAGUGGGUCAAAAACCCGGGACUGAAAUCUGGCGUAUUGAGAAUUUUCAGCCAGUACCAUUGCCAAAGUCAGACUAUGGAAAGUUCUACAUGGGGGAUUCGUAUAUUGUCUUACAGACAACACCUAGCAAGGGUGGUUCAUAUCUGUAUGACAUACACUUUUGGAUUGGUAAAGAUACUAGUCAGGAUGAAGCUGGAACUGCUGCUAUAAAAACCGUUGAGCUAGAUGCAGUACUAGGAGGGCGUGCUGUGCAGCACAGGGAACUUCAAGGCCAUGAAUCUGACAAAUUUUUAUCAUACUUCAAGCCUUGCAUUAUACCGCUGGAAGGUGGCGUUGCUUCUGGAUUUAAAACGGCUGAAGAAGAAGAGUUUGAAACACGGUUGUAUGUCUGCAGAGGAAAACGAGUUGUCAGAUUGAAGCAGGUUCCUUUUGCCCGUUCUUCACUGAAUCAUGAUGAUGUGUUUAUCUUGGACACUCAAAAUAAGAUUUAUCAGUUCAAUGGUGCAAAUUCUAAUAUUCAAGAAAGGGCAAAGGCAUUAGAAGUAAUUCAGUUUCUAAAGGAAAAGUACCACGAGGGAACGUGCAAUGUUGCAAUAGUUGAUGAUGGGAAAUUGGACACGGAGUCUGACUCAGGUGAGUUCUGGGUCCUCUUUGGUGGUUUUGCUCCAAUAGGCAAGAAGGUCACCAGUGAAGAUGAUGUUAUUCCUGAGACAACUCCUGCUAAACUUUAUAGCAUAACUGAUGGUGAGGUGAAGAUUGUAGAAGGUGAACUAUCGAAAGGUCUCUUGGAAAACAACAAAUGCUAUCUACUGGAUUGUGGUGCGGAGAUUUUUGUUUGGGUUGGACGGGUGACACAAGUAGAGGACAGAAAAGCCGCUAGUCAAGUUGCUGAGGACUUUAUUGCUGGCCAGAAUAGACCAAAAACAACACGCAUUACCCGUGUUAUCCAAGGGUAUGAAACCAAUUCAUUCAAGAGCAACUUUGAUUCUUGGCCGGCGGGAUCUGCAGCUCCUGGUGCUGAGGAAGGAAGAGGAAAAGUAGCCGCUUUGCUGAAGCAACAAGGAGUUGGUGUCAAGGGAAUGAGCAAAAGUGCUCCUAUGAAUGAAGAAGUUCCUCCUUUGCUUGAUGGCGGUGGAAAGAUGGAGGUAUGGUGCAUCAAUAGCAGUGCCAAGACACCGUUGCCAAAAGAGGAUAUUGGCAAAUUUUAUAGCGGAGACUGCUACAUUGUCCUUUAUACCUACCACUCAGGUGACAGGAAAGAAGAUUACUUUCUUUGCUGUUGGAUUGGAAAGGAUAGCGUUGAGGAGGACCAAAAGAUGGCCACUCGACUGGCUAAUACAAUGUGUAACUCACUUAAGGGGAGGCCUGUUCAGGGUCGAGUUUUUGAUGGUAAAGAGCCACCCCAGUUCAUUGCACUUUUUCAACCAAUGGUGGUCCUUAAGGGUGGUCUAAGCACUGGUUACAAAAAGAGUAUAGCAGACAAAGGCUUGACAGAUGAAACCUACACUGCAGAUUGUGUUUCUUUAUUUCGAAUUUCCGGAACCUCAGUGCACAAUAACAAAACAUUGCAAGUUGAUGCGGUAGCAACAUCAUUGAACUCGAUUGAUUGUUUCCUCCUGCAAUCUGGAUCUUCCAUGUUUACUUGGCAUGGAAAUCAAAGCACCUAUGAACAGCAGCAAUUAGUUGCACGAGUUGCUGAAUUUUUGAAGCCUGGAGUUGCUCUUAAACAUGCUAAAGAAGGAAAGGAGAGCUCUGCCUUCUGGUUUGCACUUGGGGGGAAGCUUAGUUAUACCAGCAAAACUGCAUCUACAGAGAUUGUCAGGGAUCCCCACUUGUUCACUUUUUCUCUUAAUAAAGGAAAGUUUGAGGUUGAGGAAGUUUACAAUUUCUCUCAGGAUGAUCUCUUGACAGAAGAUAUUUUGAUACUCGAUACACAUGCUGAAGUGUUUGUUUGGGUCGGUCAGUGCGUAGACCCCAAAGAAAAGCAAAAUGCUUUUGAAAUUGGUCAGAAAUAUAUAGACAUGGCUGCAUCUCUAGAAGGUUUGUCUCCACAUGUUCCACUUUACAAAGUUACUGAAGGAAAUGAACCUUGCUUCUUCACAACAUUCUUCUCAUGGGAUUCCACCCAAGCUACUGUGCAAGGAAACUCAUUCCAGAAGAAGGUGGCUUUGCUCUUUGGGGCUAGCCAUGCUGUAGAGGCCCAGGAUCGAUCCAAUGGAAAUCAAGGAGGACCUACACAAAGAGCUUCAGCUUUAGCUGCCUUAUCAUCUGCAUUUAAUCCAUCAUCAGCUAGCAAAGCCUCUACUCCAAAGCCUUCCAGCACUAGUCAGGGAUCACAAAGAGCAGCAGCUGUAGCUGCUCUUUCCUCGGUUCUUACUGCUGAAAAGAAGAAACAAUCACCUGAUGCAUCCCCUAUAAAAUCCACUAGCAGCACUCCUGCAGUAACCAGCCCACCUCCUGAAGCAAAGAGUGAAGUGGACCCUUCUGAACUAGCAGAUUCUCAAGAGGUUCCUGAAGCCAAGGAGACAGGUGUAGUAUCUGAAACCAGUGGGGAGGAUUCAGAACCAAAGCAAGAGAGGGAGCAGGAUGAGAAUGGGAAUGGAAGCACUCAAAGUACUUUCAGUUAUGAGCAACUGAAGGCGAAAUCCGAAAAUCCUGUAACUGGAAUUGACUUCAAACGGAGAGAGGCUUAUUUGUCGGAUGAAGAGUUCCAGGCCGUAUUUGGGAUGGAAAAAGAAGCAUUUUAUAAACUGCCAAAGUGGAAACAAGACAUGCUGAAGAAGAAAGUUGAUUUAUUCUAGAGAAUGAAUGCAUGUAUGUUGUUCUUUUGCAUUCUAAUGCCUUCAUUGAAUUUGAUCUUCACUUCCGCUCGAAAAUUGUGGUUUUCUUGGUAUAGCUUGGAUUGCCUUAUCUCAUUUGCCUUUUUUCAUGUCGUGGUUAAUAUCUGAUUGUUUGAAAGAGUGAUUUUUUAGGUUCCACACCUCCUAGCGUCACUGGCUUUUGUAAUGUAUCACAUGUAGUAGUCAAGGAGAGUUGGACUUGGCAGGUCAACAUUCUUUUAUUUGGUUGGCAUGUAUCUCAUCUCUGUUGUGUUUUUAUUUUAUUUUUCCUUGUUUUAGUUUGGUAAACAAGGUUGGUUGAUGUAUAUGGUUUGCAUUUGUUUGGACAUAAUGGAUAAUUCAUGGUUUGAGAAAUAUAUAUAUAUAAAAACUUAUAUUUGUCUUUGUUUCA